Molecule: messenger RNA, 4235 nt
Organism: Micropterus salmoides (largemouth bass)
Lineage: Eukaryota; Metazoa; Chordata; Actinopteri; Centrarchiformes; Centrarchidae
Gene: esrra
Product: estrogen-related receptor alpha
Biological process (GO): regulation of DNA-templated transcription
Cellular component (GO): nucleus
Molecular function (GO): nuclear steroid receptor activity; zinc ion binding; DNA-binding transcription factor activity
Source: RefSeq, a predicted model, not a curated record
UCCAGAGGGAGGUGGGGGCGGUCGGACCAGCCCUGGCGGGGCCUCCUCCGACUCCUCUCAGAGCGGAGGUGGAGGAACCAGAGGAGACGGCGCUAAACGUUACUCCCCGCCACUUUACACACCAGCUCUGCGCUGCCACUUCAAAGACGAGGGUGGUGACGGGGCAGAAGAGGGCUCAACUGGAAAUGGAGCAGGGCGAUGCAAGUACGCCCUGAGCACGCUACCCAAGAGGCUGUGUUUAGUAUGUGGGGAUGUGGCCUCCGGUUAUCACUAUGGUGUGGCGUCAUGUGAGGCCUGCAAAGCAUUCUUCAAGAGAACCAUCCAAGGUAACAUUGAAUACAGCUGUCCAGCGUCAAACGAGUGUGAGAUCACCAAAAGGCGCAGAAAGGCUUGUCAGGCAUGCCGCUUCACAAAGUGCCUCAAAGUAGGCAUGCUGAAAGAGGGAGUUCGUCUUGACAGGGUCAGAGGUGGACGGCAGAAGUACAAAAGACGCCCAGAAGUGGAGAAUGCAACAUACCAGAGUGCUCCUCUACCACUGACAAAGGAGAGUGAAAAAGGUUCCUCCAACAUCAUUGUGUCCCACCUUCUAGUGGCAGAGCCAGAAAAGUUAUUUGCCAUGCCUGACCCUCUGCAGCCCGACACAGCCCAGCGCACGCUCACCACCCUUUGUGACCUUGCUGACCGUGAGCUCGUCGUCAUCAUCGGCUGGGCCAAACACAUUCCUGGCUUCCUGUCACUGUCCCUAGCAGACCAGAUGUCUGUGCUACAGUCAGUGUGGCUGGAGGUGCUGGUGCUGGGUGUAGCGUACCGCUCGCUUGGCUGUGAGGACGAGGUGGUGUUCGCGGAGGAUUUUGUCCUUGAUGAGGAGAUGUCACGUGUUGCUGGACUGACAGAACUAAAUGGAGCAAUUAGUCAGCUUGCUCGCCGUUUCCGUGCACUAAACGUGGACCGGGAGGAAUUUGUCAUGCUAAAAGCCAUCGCACUAACUAACUCAGACUCUGUAUACAUCGAGGACAUGGAGGCUGUACAGAAGCUGCGGGACCUCCUCCACCAGGCCCUGCUGGAGCUGGAAUGUCAGCGGCACCCAGACGACCCCCAGAGGGCAGGACGCCUCCUUUUAACAUUGCCUCUCCUCCGACAGACUGCUGGUCGUGCUCUUACCACCUUCUACAGCAUUAAGACCCGUGGUGGCGUACCCAUGCACAAACUAUUCCUGGAGAUGCUGGAAGCCAUGAUGGACUCUCCCUAGAGUGGAAAGCAGCAGAAGUAAAGGGGAUGCAGAGAAAGACCCAACAGAGAUCCAGUCUUCGAGAGAGGAUGAGUGGUUUGUGAGGAAUGAAAGAUUUUAUUACAGAAUUAACAAUGAGGAAAAUGGUCCUUGUCCCCUAGGCUACAUGAAGAAAGGAAAAGAAUAUGAGAAAAGAAAACCUCAUGCAUUUGUGGUAAUCGUGGGAAUUGGAUUAUUUACAUUGAGGUGUAACUGCCAAACUCCAGUAAAAGGCUCCAAAAGUGGAAACAUUUAACUUGAAUGCCAGAAAAUUGCUCAGUUUCAACUAUUUUCAUGGUGUGUUCCAUCACAGCAUUGAUCUGCAGUUGCAUAACCACUGAAGAACAAUAUUUAGGUAUCCAAGGACAGACUGCAAUCGCGUGGCUUUUGAACUUUUUAAAAUAAUGCAACAUCUAGUCAUGAAAGCCAUAACUGCAUACUCACCGAAAGACUUGAGGGUCCAGUAUAGGGUCACAUUGACAUGCACGCUGGAGUGCUUGUAUUUACUAUAGUUUAGUGUGCCGUUGUAGGCAAAUUCAUAGGAAUUACUUGCAAUAUGUUAAAAGCAAUAUAAUGACUCGAUUAUGGUCUGUUCCAUUUAAAAUAUGGAUAAAAUGGUGAGACAUCUAGUUGUGUGUGUAUACCAGUAGUUCUCAUUCUCAGGACCCUAAGUGUUGAUUUUUUUUUUUCUCUUCAUUCUUGCUUCUAGUAGAGACUGGGUCGGGGACACCAGGUGAGUAUGAUAGAAAAACCAGCGGCACCUUUGGGGUUAAAAACUGGAGUUGAGAACCACUGGCAUACAUAGUAGGUGCAGGAUUCUUUAUAAAAGGUUGUGCAAUUGAUUUGUCCAGGAGAAGUGCAUAUAAAGAUUGUGUGUACUUAAUGCUGUACUUGGAAGGUAAUGUAUUCAGUGUUGUAAAUUCUAUUGGCACACAAAAAACUAGCUUCCGUACAAGCAAGCGCGUGUGUCUGUGUGCAGUCUAAACGAGUGCGCUACUGUACACUGAGAUCAGGGAAGAACACAAGUCUUUGACAUUAAAGCCAGUGUGGCAACAACGGUGGUUAGAAAAGAAAUGCAUAUGCCUCAUCUGCUUUUUUAUACAGUCCUCCUCCACUAGAUCUAACCACUAUUUUUGACUUAAGCAAAAAUAAGAGUCUGACCUAUUUGACCCGUUUGAUUUCUGGGCUAUAAUGUCUAACAUGAACCCAUAUGAUUGAUAGGUGUCUGAUGCGUUUUUGCUGCAUUUUCUGCAGUAGUGAUGAACGUCGCAUAAAAGAUCUCAAUUGUUCCAACAUCCCUCCUUUGUGUACGUACAGUUGUUGAACUGUACCUUGCAAGUGCCCGUAAUGGGCUCAGGACAACAAGAAAUGCAACAUCUUCCUUUUGGAUGUUGAAACCUUGUUUGACAACAUCCUGAAAGUCCUACUCAUUGUUCAGCAGGUUUGUAUACUUACAGUAGAAAUGAUCAUUAUAGUAAGCUUCACAUGCAAUGCAAAGCUACAGCGUCUGAUGAUAAAAUCAGAUCCCUAAAAAUAAUAUUUAGUGGCCGAAUGGCCGUGAAUCUUUUAGCCAUGUACAGUUCCAUUUAAAUAAACAGAAACAUGCAAUUUAUAGUGAAAGAUAAUAAAGCCAGCAAAUGUCCCCAUUACAAUUAUUUGUGCAGCUUACAGUGUUUUGAAAUUUGUAAAGACUUGAAACUAGCUUUUUCAUAAAUUUUCCUUUUUAGGAUUUAAGGGUAUUUUAUUUACAUUGUGACACUGUUGUGGGUUUGGUCUUGAAAUGAAGCUUUCCAUUCAGGAUAUUAUAAAUACUAAUUGUUUUUUUUAUGUAAGCAGUUGUGUGUUUUCGGAAGCUGAUUGUCAUUUUAGGGAUCAAUUUACAUGGCUCUAUAGAUUUAGCGGCACGGUGAGGCUACAGAGGGCUACCUCAGGAGGCAGAGUGAGCAAGACGGCCAAAUAACUGUGGAGACAAAUGUAAUUCUUGAUCUUUUGAUUUGUCAAAUCUGAAUAUUGGAUUUAUUGAAUGUCUUGCAGUUGCGCAAACCCCUGAGGUCAUUUUCUUCUUUGUUUUCCUAACUUUAAGGAUUUAUAUGGCUCAUUAAUCAUGCUUUAAAAGAUGCCCCAUGGUACAAAGUGUGUCUGUAGGCAUUUACGCGAUCCAAACUCAAAACACAGCUCAACUUGAACCACACAGAUGUUAUAUUAGCAACAGCUAGCACUGCGGCGCACCGACUGAUAAUAGCUAAAUCUGAGACCCUGAUAUACUUGUUUUGUUUUCAUAGGUUACAGCUGACGUAUUCCUAUCAUAUAAAAAGGUUUUUUGGUCUCUUGAUUUGUUUACUAAUCUAAUUUCUCAAAUAGUAUGAUACAUAUAAAUUUGACGCCUGGGCCGAAAGAGAGCUGUCUGAGUCAACAUUUACACAAAGGUAGAUUUUUCACAAGCAUAAAAACACGUUUUAGGUACAGUAGGCUAGAUUGAAGGCAGGGUCAUUUGCAGUGUUGCUAUUAAAAUAUAGUCAUUUGCAGUUUUAUUAAAUACAUGCACAUUAAUAUAAAUGAGCAAUACAAUAAAUUACCAAACCUCACACAUUUCCUUGUAUAGCCAGUGUACAUUAAACAUUGCCAGUUAUAAUGAAGAAUAGCUACUAAACGUUAUAUUAUUUAGAAGUUCAAAUCAAUGUUUGUAUUUUGAAAGACUAUUUAAAUGAUUAAAUUCUAUUUUUUACUCAAUUUACUGUUGUUUGUUGACACUGCUUUAUUUUUGUGUGUGAUAUUGGCUGUAAAUUUCUGUGUUUAGGCUUAUUUUUUUUGUUUCAUUUAGAUAAAACAGUUUGAUGUCCUUGUCUAAACAUGUCCACAUAAAAAUCACUGUGAAAAAAGUGAGAUCUUCCACUGUCUAACGCAACAGGGAGUGGAUUAUUGUAGGUGCUUUGUGUUGUGUAAUAAAUGGACACACCACCACCACAUA